UUUUUGAUCGAUUUGGGGAAAACUCCCAACAGAUUGUUCUCUUUCUUACCGAUUGUUUCUUCCUCUAAAUUAUUUUGUUCUUUCUUCUUUUCUAGUUUUCUCUUUCUUAAAUCGAUCGCCAGAGUGUUUAUUCGUUGCUCACGAUUUGCUGCGGCAUACCAAAAUAGCUGAAGCGGAUUUCCAUGGAUCCUAAUCUCAUGAAAUUCCUCGAGGAAGACGAGGAUGAAACAUUGCAUUCUGGGGCAGACGUGGAGGCAUUCACGGCUGAAUUGAAUAGAGACAUUGAAGGCAAUAAUUCUACAUCGCACCAGCUCUCCGAUUCCAACACUGCAGCUUUGUCUCAUGGAAGCAGUCAAAACGCAACUCAGUUUCUUCCUCAUUGGCAAACUUCAGGCCACGAGGGGAUCGUUAAUUUUCAAAGUGUGCAAGAUAUCAGGCCUAUUAAGGACAAAGAGCAGCAUCUACAGCAAAACGUAACAGACCCUGAGAACAGAAAAGAGGACAACUUCUCGUCUCAGAAGAUUAAUCCUCUGCCACAUGCCCCAUCGUUAGAUGCUGGUCCACAAUCUCAACCCGACCAGAGCGCUUUCCCUGUCUCACAACCUAUGGAUAUACAAUCAUCUGGCGAACAAACCAUCCAUAUCCAAGAGCCAGAUCAUAAACCAAAUCAAGAAAGAGAUUCACAGACGCACAACUUUCAGAAUAUCAGUAAUCAUUCGUCUAUGGAAUUCAACGGUCAACAAUCUUUGUCGAUAGGGAAAGGAACAAGUAUGGGAGUAACUAAUGAACAGGUCUUAUCAAAUGUAAUUCAACAUACUACAGGAAUGGGGAUGAGUGGGCAACAGGCGAUGACAUCGGAGAUGAGUAAUCAACAGUCAACUACAAGUAGCAGUAGUCAACAGCCAGGUGGCAAUUUGAAAUUGAACAAACAAGUGCCCUUUGGUAUGUUGCUUCCUAUCAUACAACCCCAACUUGACAAGGACAGAGCCAUGCAACUUCAAACUCUUUACUAUAGACUGAAGAAAAAUGAGAUCUCGAAAGAUGGUUUUGUCCGGCACAUGAGAAGUAUUGUUGGGGACCAGAUGUUGAAAAUGGCUGUAUUCAAACUGCAGACUCAGGCUAAUAGGAACGCACAGACUGCCUCCAAUCAGUUUCAGUCACAGCCGCAGAUCUCUGCACGGCAAAUGCAAGUCGCAUCAAGUGCACAAAUGGCAACGGAUUUAAGCAGUUCCACGGGCGACAGUAAUACAGCAAAAUCACGUGAGGUGGAAAGUCAAGCAGAGUCACAAGGGGGACAAGCAAGCCAAAUGUCGAGUUCUGGUUCAGGAGCUUUAAUUCAGGAGAGGAAGCAUCCUUCAUUUCCAACACACGGACUUAAUAACCAACAGCACAUGCAUUUCCCACAGACAUCUUUUCCGUCUUAUGGAAGUGGUGGGACCGGUUAUUCACCUUUCUCUGCGACUAAUGCUGCAUCGUCAACACCUCUGCGACCACAGGCUCAAGCUCAUCAGAACAGUGCUGUUAAUCACAUGGGACCCACACCCCGAGCCAUGAAUAUGACAAAUAUGCCUAAAUUUGACAGGCCUCAUUCUCUUAGUGAUCAUAAGAAAAUGCAACCUGGAAGUAUGGCUCAUAUGAAUAGCAGCAACAACGCACUGCAGCAGAAUCAGGUGCAGUGGCCAGCAUCCGCCAGCAAAGAACAGAAAAGUGGCGCUGCAUCCUCGAUGAGUCAUGUAAAGCAGGAACCAGUUGACCAGCCAAACGAACAACAACAUAGAGCCCAGUUGUCUUCCUCGCAUGGAUUAUCUUCUUUAUCUCCUGCACUGAAUAAACAGGGCAGUGUUGUUGCUCCAGGGAAUUUCAAGGAUGAAUCUUUCGAAAUGCACUUAUCUCGAACAGGAUUCGCACCACCUACAAGCGCGGUGCCGACGAAUUCAGUUCCCUCUUCAAUUCCAAGCCCAAUGGAAACCAACACUCAGUCAGUUUCUCGGAUGCCGUCUCUAACUAAUCCUAUUGGGCCUGGAAAUACCAAGGCUCCCCCAAAAAAGCCUUUGAUUGGACAGAAGAAACCAAUGGAAGCACCUGGUUCUUCACCUCCAUCAAGUAAGAAGCAAAAAGUGUCUGGUGGCUUUUUGGAUCAAAGCAUCGAACAUCUAAAUGAUGUUACUGCAGUUAGCGGAGUUAAUCUCAGGGAGGAAGAGGAACAACUCUUUUCUGCCGCCAAGGAAGACAGCCGGGUUUCAGAGGCAUCUAGACGCGUUGUUCAAGAAGAAGAGGAAAGGCUGAUCUUGAAUAAGACUCCACUUCAGAAGAAAAUGGUGGAACUAAUGGCUAAAAAAGGUUUAAAGAAUAUGAGCAGCGACGUGGAGCGAUGCCUGUCCUUGUGCGUGGAAGAGAGACUGCGUGGAAUCAUAUUUAAUGUCGUCAGACUUUCAAAACAGCGAGUUGACAUAGAGAAGCCAAGGCACAAAACUAUCAUCACCUCAGAUGUCAGGCAACAGAUCAUGACAAUAAACCGUAAAGCUCGCGAAGAAUGGGAGAAAAAGCAAGCCGAAACCGAAAAAUCACAAAAAGCAAAUGAAGCUGAUGGUACAGCUGGCCUUGACGGGGACAAGGACAAGGACGAAAGUCGUGGAAAAUCAACAAAGGCUAACAAGGAAGAAGAUGAUAAAAUGCGAACGACAGCUGCAAACGUUGCUGUACGAGCUGCUACUGGAGUGGGCGACAUGCUUUCAAGAUGGCAACUUAUGAUUGAGGCAAAGCAGAAACAGGGUGGACCAGAUUCAUCAUCUGUGAACCAGCCUGCCAAAGACGUAACACGAAAGGCUUCAGUAACCUCUACAAGAAACACGAGGGAGAAUCAAGAAUCAGAAAAGAGGGAUUCUUCGGCUGCUUUGACCACCUCCGGGUCGGUGAGAAAAGUGGGAAGGAAUCAAGUAGUCGUACCACGAGUGGCUCGGAGCAUAUCGGUUAAAGAUGUGAUUACGGUAUUAGAAAGGGAGCCUCAAAUGUCGAAAUCCACACUGCUAUACCGGUUGCAUAACAAGGUCAGUCCUGAUGCCGGCGGCGAAUGAUCCAAUCGGCAUAUUCUCUCGUAGAUUCCGUUUUCUAUAAUUUAUGGGUUGAAUCCUUGUAUGGUGGUAUGUUAGGAUAGAAGAUAGAGCAGAUAAUAAUAUUUAUUUUUGUGAUGUUUUUGCUUCAACAUCAAACAUGGACUUGCUUGUUUCACGUUUUAAUAAGUUAUAUAAUAAAUUAAUAAUUAACGA
Molecule: messenger RNA, 3266 nt
Organism: Erythranthe guttata (spotted monkey flower)
Lineage: Eukaryota; Viridiplantae; Streptophyta; Magnoliopsida; Lamiales; Phrymaceae
Product: transcription initiation factor TFIID subunit 4b
Biological process (GO): transcription initiation at RNA polymerase II promoter
Cellular component (GO): transcription factor TFIID complex
Molecular function (GO): RNA polymerase II general transcription initiation factor activity; protein heterodimerization activity; DNA binding
Source: RefSeq, a predicted model, not a curated record